Molecule: messenger RNA, 2313 nt
Organism: Anguilla rostrata (American eel)
Lineage: Eukaryota; Metazoa; Chordata; Actinopteri; Anguilliformes; Anguillidae
Product: KH homology domain-containing protein 4-like
Exons: 14
Coding region: 131-1990 (619 amino acids)
Cellular component (GO): nucleus
Molecular function (GO): RNA binding
Source: RefSeq, a predicted model, not a curated record
UAAUCCUUUUUUGGCUUUCAGUAGCUAACUAGCAAGUUCGCUAGCAAUAAGGCAUAUAACAAACUUCAGGUGAAUGAAUUUACCAAUUGGAUCAUAGCUAAUUGUUUAGGCGAAUUAUAUAUUCGGUGAAAUGGCAUCCGGGAUGACGGGGCAAACAUCGUGCCUUAAUAGUAGAUGGGAUCAAUCCAACCCCAGGGCAGAAAGGCUGCAAGGUUUCUUGGACUCCCGUUCUGUCGCAGCACCAGUGGGGUCUUCGCCAAGCUACACUGGGGAUCUAGGCAGCAGCAGCAGCAUGGCCGUCAUAACUACCAAUUCCUCAGUCACUAGCAAUACGGCGACGGCGAUGUCACCCACCGCGCCCGUAACCGGAACGUCACCCCCGUCAGAAAACACGCACACACCACAGGGGGGUGUGGAGCUGGCUGCUGCCAUGGCUGCCAAAAUCAAUGCCAUGCUCAUGGCUAAGGGCAAGCUGAAGACUCCUCAACCCUUGCCUAAUAAGAUAUUUUCCCAACAGAUUGUACCCACUGUGACGGUUUCCAGUACAGCAGACGAACUGGUUGUCACUGAGGUAGACAUUAACGAUGUGCCCAUAAACUGUAGGAACCUGCUAACGAAAGGGAAGACUCAGGAAGAGAUUCGUCGGUAUAGUGGAGCAGUAGUGUCGACGAAAGGUUUCUACAUGACCACUACUGAAAAAGCCCAAGCCAAAGGAGUUGACCGACCUUUGUAUUUGCACGUUCAGGGAAAGAGUCAAGAUGAAGUUAACAAGGCAGUGUUGCGCAUAAAGGAGAUCAUCUCUGAGGACGUCUUGCGUUCGCUGUCGGGACAGGCGCGGCCCACCAUCCCCACGGUGACAGUGUACCCUCAGCCUCCCAGACCUUCGGCCCCUGCCCAGCCCGCUGGUCCCCCAGCCCUCCCGCUCCCUCGACUGCCGCCUCCACCGCACUCAGCUCCCUCCGCCCCUCCAAGCCAAAGGCCGCCUGGUCCAUACAGCAGCCACUCAGGGAAUUUUGUGCACACAAAGAUAUUUGUUGGCCUGGAUCAAGCUUUGCCCUCUUUCAAUGUCAACGAGAAAGUCGAGGGUCCAGGAGGGAGCUACCUGCAGCACAUCCAGCUUGAGACGGGAGCCCGCGUCUUCCUCCGCGGGAAAGGCUCGGGGUACAUCGAGCAGGCCUCCCGGCGAGAGUCCUUUGAGCCGCUGUAUCUUUACAUCAGCCAUCCAAACUCUGCAGGAUUGGAAGCUGCCAAGAAACUCUGUGAAAGCCUGCUGGAAACCGUACGAGCAGAACAUGUCCGGAUGGUGUCUGUUUACACAGCAACUGGCUCCACUCAAGCAUACCCAGCUCAUGGAUACCCAGCUAAUAGCAAUUACAGUAGCCCAGUAUCCUGGUAUAACUACUCAAAUGGGUACACGGGCGGCUAUUCUGCAUAUCCAGGAUCCAGUGGUUACUGGAGUAAUGCAAAUGGUCAUCCCAGUCUUUCUAACAUUUCGACAACCCCUCAAUCUUCUCAGGCUAUGGUUCAGUAUCCAGUGUGUCCUAGGAAACCGCCACCUUACUUGGCACAGGAAACUGGGACCAGUUACACCACCACAAACGACAGCUCCUCACCUAGUACCUCCCCUCCUGGCAGUCCAAAGAGACGGUUUCUGGAUUCUGAGGAGAGUCUUGAAGAUAAGCAGGUCUGUGAAUCGGAGGCUCCGGCUUUGACUGAGCCGUCCACCACGCCUGCACCCGCCUGCCAAGAUGACCGAGUUGCAGAAAGGAUGCUGAUGCCCCCGCCUCCCGUGCCCUCGACCGCAGUGCCGCGCAAGAGGCCGAGGGAAGCAGUCUGUCCCGCCAGCGAUCCCGAAGAACCGGGUAUGGGAGACCCUGUAUCACUGAAGAAGACAAAAUCCCAGGAAGGUCCGUCAGGCUUAGUCCCCUAUGGUGGGGAUUCCUCUGAUGAAGAGGAAGACAGGACGCACAUCAGUAAGGCUUCCUUGUAAGCUAGCUCAAGCCAUCUGUAUUAAGGUGUAUGUAAGCACUGCACUGCAGUUCUCUGCUGGGACCUCAGGCGUUGUUCUAGAUCUUUCCACUUUGGCCUCUCCCAUUGAAAUCAGGAUUUUUCUCAUAAUUAUUACUGCAAGUACUUCGAUUUUAUUUGAAUUUGCGUGUAUAUCAACCACCCUUAUCAUUUUCAUCACUUGCUAUGGAUCAGUACACCUGACGCAUACAUGCUUGCCUUCAUUGAAUCUUUUCUCAUAUUGGAAAUUGCUGUAAAACCUGUUCCCAUGGAAUAUAUGUGUAAUAAUAAAAUAUUUUAAUGAUA